CACUGCCGCACCUGCGCAGCCAUCUUGUACUUUGAGCGAAGAGCGGACACAGAAAGAAAGAAAAGAAGAAAAUAAACCUGUCAAAUCAGACGAAAAUAGGAAUGUCUGUAAACGUUAUAUAGCCUCGUAACGAUUAGACAGCCAAGAAGGACAAGGGGAGUUAGAAAAUACGGUGAAAGACAUCCAAGUGCCUUGGAUAUUGAGACCGACAAUCCAUAUUUGCCUGUGAAAGCGGAGUGAGAGAGAGGAGGAAGGAACAGUGAAAUCGCCGAUAGAAACAUAUCCCGAACGUCAGUCAAAUCAUGAAUCCAGAAUAUGACUACCUGUUCAAGCUCCUCCUUAUUGGUGACUCCGGUGUGGGAAAGUCCUGUCUUCUGCUCCGGUUUGCUGAUGACACCUACACGGAGAGCUACAUCAGCACCAUCGGCGUAGACUUCAAGAUCCGCACCAUCGAGCUGGACGGCAAGACCAUCAAACUGCAGAUUUGGGACACUGCUGGUCAGGAGAGGUUCCGCACCAUCACCUCCAGUUACUACAGGGGCGCCCACGGCAUCAUCGUGGUCUAUGAUGUCACAGAUCAGGAGUCCUACAACAACGUGAAGCAGUGGCUGCAGGAGAUCGACCGCUACGCGAGCGAGAACGUCAACAAGCUGUUGGUGGGGAACAAGUGUGACCUCACCACCAAGAAAGUGGUGGACUACACAACAGCCAAGGAGUUUGCCGACUCCCUGGCCAUCCCAUUCCUGGAGACCAGUGCCAAGAAUGCCACCAACGUGGAGCAGGCCUUCAUGACCAUGGCUGCUGAGAUUAAGAAGAGGAUGGGACCCGGGGCCACGGUCGGCGGGGACAAGCCCAACCUGAAGAUAGACAGCACCCCGGUUAGGCAGUCUGGUGGGGGAUGCUGUUAAACCGGACCCGGUUCUGGAUGCUCAUCACCUCCUCCCGUCCCUCUCUGCCCGGGGCUUCACCUCCUCCACCUCUCCCUCCACUCUUCACCCCUCAGCCUCCCUUCCAUCUCCCUUUGUCUAACCCUACAUAGAACCAAUGGGAACUGGGUUAAGUGAGGGAUGGGUGGUCAGGGUGAGGUUGAGAGAAAGGGAUGGAGGGGAGGAGUUGAAGGGCUAGAACUGCGGACUGACUUAAACUAUCUCCCCUAAAAAAGCGAAUGGGGAAAAAUAGUUAGGUAGGGGUGAGGGGGGGUUUGAGGAUUAUUCUUUUUUUUUUCAUUUUUGUUGAGUGAUGAGGCAGGAAGGUAAACAGAUAUGAGAAAAGAUUGGUAUUGAUUUAGAGGGGAACUGGGUGAUAGAAGAUUAGGUUUUAGAUUCUGGCGAGCGCUUAUCGCUCACACACACACACACACACACACAUAUUGCAAGUGGGUCGGAGUGAUUCUCCCAAUCGAGAUAGUCACAGGUAUGGGUCUCUUUCCUUCAGGCCAUGUCUUUCAUUGCAACCCAGUGGAAGUCAUAUAGCAAAAUUAAGUUUAGUGUGCUACAGUAGUCAUCUGUCUAUGGGGCCUAUUUUAUAUGUUGGGGGACCUUGUAGUCAUCUUAAGUCUGUCUACAGCAUAGAUUGAGUCACGGGCACCGUCUGGUCCACGUUUUAUGGCUCAAAUGCAAUAGUAACACUCAUGUUUUCAUGACUAUCCAUCCGUUAUACAAACUGAAUUGGCAUUGGAGCAGAAAGCAGACAGUUGUGUGCCCACUACCAGCGUACUAACAUUCUAGUGAGGCGGUGGUGAGUCAUCGAUGUUAUUAAAUGAUGGGGAUGCCCAUUUGUCGUGGCACCUCUAAUCGUUCUCUUUUUCUGCCUCUGAAUGAAGGCAUCAGCAGGCGGGGGGGAGAGACUCAUACACUGCAGUCUGUGUGAAGAGGGUAUUCUGGGGGUGGUGGGACUUCUCGUAGACUGCAUGCUUUAGGUUGAUUUGACACUCCAUGCAGAUCAUGAGAGCUUUUGGUCAAACUUGGAAUCACUCCAUUCCCUCUCCCUCCAUCCCUCCACAUGCAGAAUGGAGGAUGUAGUGAGAGAAAGGGAGAGUGCAAGACAUUUCUUUUCGGUUCUGUAGUAUAUGGUGUUAGUUAGCCACAUCACUCCUGUUAGGAUUUCACAUAUUGAAGAAUAAGAAUUUAAAAAAAUAACACAUAAAUAUGUGAGAUACGCUUAGGUCAUGUUUGUAUGUCUUUAAGUCGUCAUGACACUAUAUAUUACAUUAUAAAUCAGCCCUGAAUGCUGAUUUGCUGACAGCUGUGGAGAAUCAGACCGUCUGCCACGGGUGUGAAAAAACAUUUCUUUUUACUGCUCUAAUUACGUUGGUAUCCAGUUUUUUAAUAGGAAUGAGGCACCUCUGGGGUUUGUGACAUGGCCAAUAUACCACGGCUAAGGGCUGUGUCCAGGGACUCUGCGUUGCGUCUUGCCUAAGAACAGCCCUCGCCGUGGUAUAUUGGCCAUAUACCACAACCCCUCGGGCCUUAUUGCUUAAAUAUACCCAAGUGGUUCUUCAACAUACACAGAUAACGGGGCAUGACAUACUGUAGUACUAGGUUAGGGGCUGGCGUAGACAGGGGCUUGGGCAAUGCAACUGAUAUUCAA
This is a messenger RNA of Oncorhynchus tshawytscha (Chinook salmon), 2589 nucleotides long. Its product is annotated as ras-related protein Rab-1B. Gene Ontology annotation, molecular function: GTPase activity; GTP binding. The transcript has 6 exons. The coding region runs from base 303 to 908 and encodes 201 amino acids. The record is from RefSeq and is a predicted model, not a curated record. Lineage: Eukaryota; Metazoa; Chordata; Actinopteri; Salmoniformes; Salmonidae.